Impatiens glandulifera is the source of this 1590-nucleotide messenger RNA. RefSeq names its product 4-hydroxy-tetrahydrodipicolinate synthase, chloroplastic-like. Lineage: Eukaryota; Viridiplantae; Streptophyta; Magnoliopsida; Ericales; Balsaminaceae. The transcript is spliced from 3 exons. The coding region runs from base 356 to 1471 and encodes 371 amino acids. The record is from RefSeq and is a predicted model, not a curated record. Gene Ontology annotation, molecular function: 4-hydroxy-tetrahydrodipicolinate synthase activity.
CGCCGAAAUUGAAAGUAAUCUUGUUUUCUCUCACUAAAAAAAUACUUCGCGCCAGUCAGUCAUCGUAGACUUGUAAUCGUCCUCAUCUUCAUCAUCUUCCUUAUUGAUAAUUAUCCGCAAUGCUCCAUCUUUGCUCCCUGCUUCUCCUUCAAUUCCGACGAAAGUUUAUUAUUAUUGCCUUUUCUUCUUUGAUUAUCAUCACCACUAUUUUCACCAUUAUCACAACUCCUUCAAUUUCUCACAAUACUUCCAACUAACCUCUUUUUCUCAACUGAAAUCUCUAAUUUCUUUCAAUCUGCAACUCAUUUCUUCUCUUUCAAAGGAUUUCUAUUACUACCUGUGAUUCAACUUCAAGAUGUCAGUUUCAGCUCAACAAAUAUCUGCUUUCAAGAGCUACGGUGGAUUGUUAAAGGAAGAUCACCGGAUUCCGCGGCCAUCUUUCAUUGCAAAUCCGAAGAAAAGGAAUUCCAAAUGGACAUUCCCUCAGGCUGCUGUAAUACCUAAUUUCCAUCUUCCAAUGCGAAGUUUCGAGGUUAAAAACAGAACAUCAUCAGAAGAAAUAAAGUCUUUGAGACUGAUAACAGCCAUCAAGACACCAUAUCUUCCAGAUGGAAGAUUCGAUCUCGAAGCAUACGAUGCAUUAAUGCAUAUGCAAAUCAAAGACGGAGUUGAAGCUGUGAUUGUUGGUGGUACGACCGGUGAAGGACAAUUAAUGAGUUGGGAUGAACAUAUCAUGCUCAUUGGUCAUACAGUAAACUGUUUUGGAGGAUCAAUCAAAGUCAUUGGAAACACAGGUAGUAACUCCACUCGCGAAGCAAUCCACGCUACUGAACAAGGAUUCGCUGUCGGUAUGCACGCUGCUCUUCACAUAAACCCUUAUUACGGGAAAACUUCUUUAGAAGGAAUUCUUUCUCAUUUCGAAAGUGUUCUCCCAAUGGGGCCAACCAUUAUAUACAAUGUCCCUUCAAGAACAGGCCAAGAUAUCCCGCCUCAGGUAAUUCAGGUUUUGGCCCAGAAUUCGAAUCUAGCAGGUGUGAAAGAGUGUAUGGGAAACGAACGAGUUGAGCAGUAUACAAACGAUGGAAUUGUUGUUUGGAGUGGGAAUGAUGAUCAAUGUCAUGAUGCUAGAUGGGGACAUGGUGCGACUGGUGUUAUAUCGGUUGUUAGUAAUCUUGUCCCGGGAUUAAUGAAAGAGAUUAUGUUUUCUGGGAAGAACUUGUCUUUAAAUUCAAAGAUUAUGCCUUUGAUUGAAUGGCUUUUCGUUGAGCCUAAUCCGAUUGGGUUAAAUACAGCUCUUGCACAGCUUGGUGUGGUGAGACCUGUUUUUCGGCUGCCUUAUGUACCUCUUCCUUUGGCUAAGAGGUUGGAGUUUGUGAGAAUUGUGAAGGAAAUUGGUCGGGACAAGUUUAUAGGUGAAAAAGAGGUUCGGGUUCUUAGUGACGACGAUUUCAUUUUGGUUAGUCGCUAUUAGAUCGAUUAAUAUGUUGUUUUUCAUGAAAAAUAGUUGGAAAAGGUGUUCAUUUUGAGACUGAAUUUUUGUGUGUGAUUUGAAUCAAUAUUUAUGCAAUAACUAAAACCAUUUGUUAUUAA